Eublepharis macularius is the source of this 1518-nucleotide messenger RNA. RefSeq names its product hes family bHLH transcription factor 4 (gene HES4). Lineage: Eukaryota; Metazoa; Chordata; Lepidosauria; Squamata; Eublepharidae. Gene Ontology annotation, molecular function: RNA polymerase II cis-regulatory region sequence-specific DNA binding; protein dimerization activity; DNA-binding transcription factor activity, RNA polymerase II-specific. The transcript has 4 exons. The record is from RefSeq and is a predicted model, not a curated record. Gene Ontology annotation, cellular component: nucleus. Gene Ontology annotation, biological process: regulation of neurogenesis; regulation of transcription by RNA polymerase II; anterior/posterior pattern specification. Bases 298 to 1164 code for a protein of 288 amino acids.
UGCAGGCUGCUAGCAGCCCCGCGCCAGCUGCGGAAGAGAGCGGUCAGCAGGCAGGCAGGCGCGCGUCCGGCUCCCGCGCCCGUCCCUCCGCCGCGCUGAUUGCCAACGCAGGCUUGCGCUUGCCUUCCUGCCGGAUGCCGGGACGGCCGCUUGGCUAAGCCUGGGAGCCGAGCUCUGCAAUCCUUCGCUGCCGUCGCAGGCAGCCGUCGGUGAUUUGCCUUGGCGACCCACCUCGGAUAUACAGUUUCCACGAGAAGCCGCUUCGGUGCCUGCUUCUCGCCCGCUUUUUUUGCAAGCAUGCCGGCUGAUAGCAUGGAGAAGCCCACCGCCUCCCCCAUCGCGGGGGCGCCCGCCAGUUCCAGCCAGACCCCCGAUAAGCCCAAGAGCGCCAGCGAACACAGAAAGUCGUCCAAACCAAUCAUGGAGAAGCGACGGCGUGCCAGAAUCAAUGAAAGUCUGGGCCAGCUCAAGACACUCAUCCUGGAUGCCCUAAAGAAAGAUAGCUCCAGGCACUCCAAAUUAGAAAAAGCUGAUAUCCUGGAAAUGACAGUGAAACACCUGCGGAACCUUCAGCGAGCCCAGAUGACAGCUGCCCUGACUGCUGAUCCUACGGUGCUAGGCAAAUACCGAGCUGGAUUUAACGAGUGCAUGAAUGAAGUCACCCGUUUCCUCUCUACCUGUGAAGGGGUGAACACAGAUGUCCGCAGCCGGCUGCUAAGCCACCUCUCCGCUUGUCUUGGUCAGAUUGUGGCCAUGAACUACCCACCUCCACCACCCCCUCCUGCCUCUACUGGACAGCCCUCACAUCUGGCUCAACCUCUGCACGUCCAGUUGCCAGGCCCAGCAUCUGGCGCUGGGGCCAUGCCCGUGUCCUGCAAACUCAACCCUGCUGAAACCUUGUCCCCAAAAGUCUAUGGCGGUUUUCAACUGGUGCCAGCAACUGAUGGCCAGUUUGCUUUCCUUAUUCCCAACCCAGCUUUCCCACCUGGCAGUGGGCCAGUGAUACCACUCUAUGGCAAUGCAAACAUGCCCGUUUCUUCCAGCAAUUCGACAGCAACGCCUUCAGUGUCUCCAGUGCAAGGACUCACAUCCUUUGGGGGGAGUUUAGCACCUGUGUCCCAAGCUGGCGGUGACCGCAGUGAAUCUGUAUGGAGACCAUGGUGACUCUCUUAACUGCCCCCCCCCAAGACCCUAAAAGUAUCUGAAUUUGGUUCCGUUUUAUGGAAUCUGGAUUUGUGGGGUUUUUUUAUUUUAAUUCUUUUCAAAUUCGUUAUUUAUUCAUUUCCAAAGGAUGGGAUUGUAGCUUGUGUUUUUACUUUUUUAAAAAAAAAUAAAAACAAAAUGGCGGUUAUGUGACAUACGUCUCCUUAAAAAAAAAAAAGGAAGUCUUAGUUUUGUAUCAGAUAUUCCCACGUACUAUGCCAAAGCUUCUUUUUGUGAGUCUGUAUGCCUGAGCUUUUUAAAAAAAGAAAUGUUGGAAGGUGUUUGUACAAAUAAAAAACUUUCUUGAACUAGAAA